Molecule: messenger RNA, 1891 nt
Organism: Salvia miltiorrhiza (redroot sage)
Lineage: Eukaryota; Viridiplantae; Streptophyta; Magnoliopsida; Lamiales; Lamiaceae
Product: cyclin-B2-3
Exons: 12
Coding region: 298-1638 (446 amino acids)
Biological process (GO): regulation of cyclin-dependent protein serine/threonine kinase activity; mitotic cell cycle phase transition
Cellular component (GO): nucleus; cyclin-dependent protein kinase holoenzyme complex; centrosome
Molecular function (GO): cyclin-dependent protein serine/threonine kinase regulator activity
Source: RefSeq, a predicted model, not a curated record
GAGCAAAAAAGAAAAAAAACAAUAAAGACCGUAUGAGCGGACAUAAAUCCGCUGUUUACGUUCUCUCCAAAUCCUCCCAAUUGACAUUUCUGGGAUUAAAUUGAAACAAGAAACGCAGAUUUCACACAGCACGCACACUAGUGUAGAGAAAGAGGGAGAGUUCUUGUCUCCAUUGAUUGAUUUAAUGGGGUUUUUUUGAUUUUUUCUAGUCAGUUUCUCUCAUCUCUCUCGUUGGGAUUUGUUGGUUGAGAUUUUCCUGCGGAUUCCUUGAUUUGAAGAAGCUGAAUUUGAAAAAAGAUGAUCAAGAUGGGAUCCGAUGAGAAUUUUCCGGGCGUGAUCAAGCCUUCUUCAAACGCUCAAGGGGAAUUGAAGGCAGGAGUUGGAAAAUUUGCAGUUGGUGUGGGGAAUAACAGAAGGGCUUUGAGUGCAAUCAACAGAAACAUCAUUGGAGCUCCUCCUUAUCCUUAUGCUGUUCACAAAAGAGGAGUUUUGACAGAGAAAAACGAGGCCGAUAACCAGAAUUUUGUCGGUCCAGUGCAUCGUCCUGUUACAAGGAGGUUUGCUGCUGGAUUGGCUGGAAAAGAGCAGCAUUCAUCACUUGAGGAAGUCAAGCCCCAAGUUCAUCGAACUUCAAGCACGAACCAACCCUACGACUGCAUCAUUAUCGAUGCAGAUGACUACAAGAAUGUGGAUGAUCAUGAUGUGCCAAUGUUUGUGCAACAUACAGAAGCUAUGCUGGAAGAGAUUGAUCGAAUGGAUGCAGAAGUUGAAAUGGAAGACAUCGACGGGGAGGAGGACGAGGAAGAGCCACUAAUCGAUAUAGAUAGCUGUGAUAAGAGCAAUCCACUUGCAGUUACCGAGUACAUUGAUGAUCUAUACAUUUACUAUAAAAAGAUGGAGAGCUUAAGCUGUGUCCCUCCAAACUAUAUGGCACAUCAAUCUGAUAUCAACGAACGAAUGAGAGGCAUCCUUAUCGACUGGCUGAUUGAGGUUCAUUACAAAUUCGAACUGAUGGAUGAGACGUUGUAUCUAACUGUCAAUCUCAUCGAUAGAUUCUUAGCUCUCCAGCCAGUGGUGAGGAAGAAACUGCAGCUAGUUGGUGUGACUGCGAUGCUCCUUGCUUGCAAAUACGAGGAAGUCUCUGUCCCCGUAGUCGAGGAUCUAGUUCUGAUAUCCGACAAAGCUUACUGCAGAAAAGAAGUCCUAGAUAUGGAGAAGUUGAUGAUCAAUACCUUGCAGUUCAAUAUGUCGUUGCCAACGCCCUACGUGUUCAUGAAACGUUUCUUGAAAGCCGCUCAAUCUGAUAAGAAGCUGGAGCUGCUGUCAUUCUUCAUAAUCGAGCUCUGCCUCAUUGAGUAUGAGAUGCUUUGCUUCCCCCCUUCGAUGCUGGCAGCUGCUGCGGUCUUCACUGCAGAAUGCACUCUCAGUGGAUGCAAGAAAUGGAGCAAGACAAGCGAAUUGCACACGAGUUACACUCGAGAACAGCUCAUGGAAUGCGCGACGCUUAUGGCAAGUUUCCAUCGUAAGUCGAGAACUGGGAAGCUCAGUGGUGUGCAGAAGAAGUACAAUACUUCCAAAUAUGGCUACGUUGCGAAAAUCGAACCUGCUGCUUUUCUCAUCGAUGCUGAUUUGCAUUGAUCAAUGCUGCACAGACUGACAUAAGCUAACACUGUUUCUGGGGUUGGGAAGAUUGGGCGACAAGCAACAGAAGUUGCCUCUCUCCUGGGAUCUGCAGAAGUCAGAUUUUCUUGUUAAUGAUGGGUUUGUGUAAUUUUCUCCAAGAAAAUUCACUGUUUUUUUCUUGUUUAUGAACUUUGAUGUGUAUAGUUUAGUUUUACUACUGAUGUUGAUGGGAUUUUCACCUAAUUAUAUAUCAGUUAAACUUUCUUCA